Messenger RNA from Eremothecium cymbalariae DBVPG#7215, 2814 nucleotides. RefSeq names its product snoRNA-binding rRNA-processing protein DIP2 (gene DIP2). The transcript has a single exon. Gene Ontology annotation, cellular component: Pwp2p-containing subcomplex of 90S preribosome; small-subunit processome. The record is from RefSeq and is a predicted model, not a curated record. Gene Ontology annotation, molecular function: snoRNA binding; protein binding. Gene Ontology annotation, biological process: maturation of SSU-rRNA. Bases 1 to 2814 code for a protein of 937 amino acids. NCBI's taxonomy places the organism in Eukaryota, Fungi, Ascomycota, Saccharomycetes, Saccharomycetales, Saccharomycetaceae.
AUGGUUAAUUCAUACCAGAGAUUUGAGCAGCGAAGUUUUUUCGGUGUUAUUGCAUCGAAUAGCAAUUGUGUUUGGAUCCCGACAGAAGGGUCCAGGACAUCCCCAGGACAAAUCAUAACUAGUUCACUAGAAAAUAUCAAUUGCUGGGAUAUCAAGACUGGGAACUUGUUGAAGACCCUCAGUGAUUCUAUUCCCCCUGGUUCAAUUGAUGCUAAAUAUGAAAAACCAGCAGAAGUCGCAUAUUUAGAAUAUCAUCACGAGACCAAUUUGUUGGCCGCUGGUUAUGCCGAUGGUGUCAUUAAAAUCUGGGAUAUGCAGACGCAAACUGUGUUAAUCAUUUUCAACAGUCAUACGGCUGCAAUUACCUUUUUGAAGUUUGAUCCUUCCGGUACAAGGCUAAUAUCAGGAUCUCGUGAUUCGAAUAUCAUUAUUUGGGAUCUUGUGGGUGAGGUUGGACUAUGUAAAUUACGUUCUCAUAAAGAUUCUAUCACAGGUAUUUGGUUUGAAAACGAUGAUUGGUUAAUUAGUACUUCUAAAGAUGGGUUGAUAAAGGUUUGGGAUAUAAAAUCGCAACAAUGUGUGGAGACGCAUAUGGCACACACGACCGAAUGUUGGUCUCUAGCUAUUUCAGAUGAUUUAGUUGUGACAGCGAAUGCGGACUCUGAAUUAAAAAUUUGGGAAUUGGAUCUAGAAAGAGAAAACGGUUCUAAAUUAAAAGAAAAAGGCAUUUAUGAGAAACAAAGCAGACAAAGAUCCGUUGACGUUAAGAUUGUAACUAACCCAGAUGAGGUCAAGUUUUUCUAUGUUCAAAAUGCAGAUAAGACUACGGAAGUUUUCAGAAUUCGAACUUCAUCAGAGCUUUCUAAAGCAUUGAAGAAAAGAGAAAAAAGAUUGAAGGAGAAAGGUAUUAGUGAGGAUGAAAUUCAAGAAAAGAUUAAAUCCUCCUUCGUUAACGAUAUUAUUCAACCAUUCCAAGUUGUUAGGUCAUCAUUCAAAUUUAAAUCUGCUGCAUGGACGCGUUGCUCGUUAUCUAAAUUGGAGUUAGUAUUUACUACCUCUAAUAACACCAUUGAAUAUUAUUCAAUCCCUUACAAAAACCAGAAACCGACUCAGGUGGCUGCUAGCAAACUAUAUACCAUCGAAUUACAAGGCCAUAGGACCGAUGUGCGCUCCAUUGACAUCAGCGAAGAUAAUAAAUUAUUAGCUGCGGCAUCUAAUGGUAUGUUAAAAAUUUGGAAUAUUACGACUCAAAGCUGUAUCAGAACCUUCGAUUGUGGCUAUGCAUUGUGCUGUAAAUUUUUGCCUGGUGGAACUUUGGUUGUCGUGGGUACGAGAGGUGGAGAGUUGCAGUUGUUCGACUUAGCCUCUUCCAUAGUUUUGGAGAAUAAGGAGGCUGCUCAUGAUGCGGCGAUUUGGUCAUUAGACUUGACCAGUGAUGGAAGAAGAUUGAUUACGGGCUCUGCAGAUAAAACCGUUAAAUUCUGGAACUUCCAAGUUGAAAAAGAACUAAUUUCAUCGAGCACUGAUAAAUACAACUCCAGAUUGCAGAUGGUUCAUGAUACCACUCUAGAAUUAGGUGAAGAUAUCCUAUCUGUAAAAAUUUCACCUGAAGACAGAUUUUUAGCGGUAUCGUUAUUAGACAACACUGUAAAGGUCUUCUUUUUGGAUUCAAUGAAGUUUUUCCUAAGCUUGUAUGGGCACAAACUACCAGUAUUAUCAAUAGACAUAUCUUAUGAUUCAAAAUUGAUCAUUACAUCAUCUGCAGACAAAAAUAUUAAAAUUUGGGGCCUGGAUUUCGGUGACUGUCACAGGUCAUUAUUUGCCCAUCAAGACGCAAUCAUGAAUGUUAAAUUUGUUCCGCAGAGCCACAAUUUUUUUAGUUGUGGUAAAGAUGGUGUGAUCAAGUAUUGGGAUGGUGUAAAAUUCGAUUGCAUUCAGAAGCUAAUUGCUCACAAAAGUGAAGUAUGGGCGUUAGCAUUAUCUAGUGAUGGUCAAUUCUUCGUGUCUGUUUCUCACGAUCGUAGUAUUAGGGUUUGGGAAGAGACAGAAGAUCAGGUAUUCCUGGAGGAAGAAAGAGAGAAGGAAAUGGAUGAACAGUACGAAGAGAAGUUGUUAAGUACUCUAGAGAACGAUGCCAGUGAUGAGAAAUUUGCUAGAAAUUCAGAGGAAGAUACAGAUGUGACAGAAGUGACAGAUGUUCAUAAACAAACAAUUGAAUCGCUAAAGGCUGGUGAACGAUUGAUGGAAGCUUUGGAUUUGGGUAUUUCAGAGCUUGAAGCGCAAGAAGAAUACCACCGUAAUUUAUUAUUGUGGAAUAAAAACAAAUCUGGUGAUCAGCCUAUGAAACCUCAAUCAAAUUCCAUUUUAAUCGCGGUAAAUAAGUUACCUGAGGAAUACAUAAUGGACACGUUGGUUAGGAUUAAGCCUGCACAGUUAGAAGAUGCUUUGUUGGUACUUCCAUUUUCCUAUGUGCUAAAAUUUUUAAAAUUCAUUGAUGCAAGCAUUGAGAAGAAGCAGCUAGUGAAUAAUCAUUUACCGUUGAUCUGUAGGAACCUCCUAUAUGUGGUUAAAAUAAACCAUAAAGAGUUGAUUGCCCAAAAAAAUGAGGAAUUAAAAUUACAGAUUAACAAAGUGAAAGACAAGCUACGGGCUGCAUUGAAGGGCAAUAUAGACGAUCUUGGGUUCAACAUUGAAGGUUUGAAGUUCAUUAAACAACAGUGGAAUGUUAAACAUAACUUCGAAUUUGUUGACGAAUAUGAUCAACGGGACGCUGAAACGAAGUCUUCUAAAAAGAGGGUUUUCACUACAGUCUAA